CAGCCCCCAGGUUUCCCUGGAUGAUGAACAUUCCUUUUCCUGUCUGAUAACCAUCUGUGGAAAGCUUGGCCAUGGCAUCCAUAUCAGAGCCUGUUACAUUCAGAGAGUUCUGCCCAUUGUACUAUCUUCUCAAUGCCAUUCCCACAAAGAUCCAGAAGGGUUUCCGCUCUAUGAUGGUCUACCUCACCGCCCUUGACACUAACGGGGACUACAUCGCAGUGGGCAGCAGCAUUGGCAUGCUGUAUCUGUACUGCCGGCACUUUAACCGGAUGAGGAAGUACAACUUUGAGGGGAGAACUGAACCCAUCACUGCGGUGAAGCUGCUGAGCUGCUUCGAUGACCUUGUGGCAGCAGGCACAGCCUCAGGCAGAGUCGCAGUGUUUCAGCUUGUCUCUUCCUUGCCAGGGAGAAAUAAGCAGCUUCGAAGAUUUGACGUUGCUGGUAUUCAUAAAAAUAGCAUUACAGCUCUGGCUUGGAGCCCCAAUGGAAUGAAAUUGUUCUCUGGCGAUGACAAGGGGAAAAUUGUUUAUUCUUCUUUGGAUCUAGACCAGGGCAUUUGUAACUCCCACUUGGUGUUAGAGGAGCCUUCUUCAAUUGUGCAGCUGGAUUAUAGCCACAAAGUACUGCUUGUGUCUACCUUGCAGAGAAGUCUGCUUUUUUACACUGAAGAAAAAUCUGUCAAGCAAAUUGGAACACAACCAAGGAAAAGUACUGGGAAAUUUGGUGCUUGUUUUAUACCAGGACUCUGUAAGCAAAGUGAUCUAACCUUGUACGCAUCACGGCCUGGGCUCCGACUAUGGAAGGCUGAUGUACAUGGAACUGUUCAAGCCACAUUUAUCUUAAAAGAUGUAUUUGCUGGAGGAGUCAAGCCUUUUGAACUGUACCCGCGUUUGGAAUCCUCGGACAGGGGAGGUUGCACCUUACCUGAGAAGCACCUGGGGCUGGUUUCCUGUUUCUUUCAAGAAGGCUGGGUAUUGAGCUGGAAUGAAUAUAGUAUCUAUCUUCUAGACACCAUCAACCAGGCCACAAUUGCUGGUUUGGAAGGAGCAGGUGAUAUUGUGUCUGUUUCCUGCACAGAAAAUGAAAUAUUUUUCUUAAAGGGAGAUAGGAACAUUAUAAGAAUUUCAAGCAGGCCUGAAGGACUCACAUCAAUAGUGAGAGAUGGUCUGGAGAUGUCAGGAUGUUCACAGCAAGUCCAUAUGCAGCAUGUGGAGAAGCCACCAGGGGCUACAGUUCCUGAGACGAGGCUCAGAGGCUCCUCUGUGACCAGCUCAGUGCCCAGUGAGCCGAGGAGCAGGAGCAGCUCACUCAACUCCACUGACAGCAGCUCUGGGCUCCUGCUGCCUGGGCUUCAGGCAGCCCCCGAGUCAGGCAAGGGUGGCCAGCCCUCCUCACAGAGAUUCAGCGUCAUUAGCUCUGAAGACUUUGAUCAGGAGCUCGUUGUGAAACCUAUCAGAGUGAAAAAGAAGAAGAAGAAGAAGACAGAAGGUGGAAGCAGGAGUACCUGUCACAGUUCCCUGGAGUCAACUCCCUGCUCCGAGUUUCCUGGGGACAGUCCCCAGUCCUUGAAUGCAGACUUGCUAUCCAUGAGCUCAGGUGUUCUGGGCAGUAGUGUGGAUCACUUGAGCACAGAGUCUCCUGACCAAGAAAGCAACCUCAGUGGUGAAGUGAAUGGUAUCUUGCAGGAAAAUACUGACCCUGAAACAUUUAGUGUGCUGGCAGUACCUGACUCUGCUCCUGUCUUAGUGGAUGAAAAAAAUGAGAUUAGAACUGAAAUUCUACACUGCAGCCAUGCACAUGGGCUGGAGCCACUUGGUGGAAUGUUGAGUUUACCCUUGCUCCCUAGGGGAGAUGUAGAAGGUGAUGUCACAGAGCUGGAAGAGGAGCCUCGUCCUGCAGAUGGUGGACCAAAUGGCAAACAGUUACUCUUCCAAGAACAGGAGCACUCUGCUGAGGCCCAAGAUGGGGAGGGUGUGGAGUCCAGUAACCCCCAGAGCACUUUUUCAGAAGCCUCCCUUUUAGACUCCAGCCUCACCUGGGUCCCAGCUGCUGAGCAUGAACAGUGGCUGCCUGGAACUAGAACUGAUGAAGGCAGUGCUGAGGAACCCAGCAAGGAGCAGGAUAUCCUAACCACCGUGGGGGCCCCUGACCACAUUGGCUCAAACCCCUGGCAUACUGUCACUGACAGUGACAGAGGUCAGGAAGAAAUAUCCACUUGUGAAUGUGAUUUGGGGGGUAUGGGAGGACAGUUAACUCCAAUCUCUGCAUUGGCGGCCUGCACCCAUGAGCCUUGGCUUGAGUACACCUCACGGGAUCAGGCAUUGACAUCCAGUGAUGAGGAGGACAUCUAUGCCCACGGGCUUCCAUCUUCAGCCUCAGAGACAAGCAUGACAGAGAUUGGAGCCAGUCAGUCCCUGCAGGACUUGGGCCAGCCAGGAGCAGAUGACAUGGGACUGCUUAAGUCAGAUCAGUUUGCAGAAAGCUGGAUGGGCUACUCGGGUCCUGGCUAUGGCAUACUCAGCUUGGCGGUCUCGGAGAAGUAUAUUUGGUGCCUGGACUACAAAGGCGGCCUAUUCUGCAGUGCACUGCCAAGCGCUGGGCUGCGCUGGCAGAAGUUUGAAGAUGCUGUCCAGCAGGUGGCAGUCUCACCCUCAGGGGCCCUUCUCUGGAAGAUCGAACAGAAAUCUAACCGAGCUUUUGCCUGUGGAAAGGUCACCAUCAAGGGGAAGCGGCACUGGUAUGAAGCCCUGCCCCAGGCAGUGUUUGUGGCCCUGAGUGAUGACACAGCUUGGAUCAUCAGAACGAGCGGGGACCUGUACCUACAGACAGGUCUUAGCGUGGAUCGCCCCUGCGCCAGAGCUGUAAAGGUUGACUGUCCCUACCCGCUGUCCCAGAUCACAGCCCGAAACAGUGUGGUGUGGGCACUGACGGAGCAGAGGGCCCUCCUGUACCGGGAGGGUGUGAGCAGCUUCUGUCCAGAAGGGGAGCAGUGGAAGUGUGACAUCAUCAGUGAAAGGCAAGCUUUAGAGCCUGUUUGCAUAACUCUUGGAGAUCAGCAGACUCUUUGGGCCCUGGAUAUCCAUGGAAACCUGUGGUUUAGAACUGGCAUUAUUUCUAAGAAGCCCCAAGGAGAUGAUGACCAUUGGUGGCAAGUGAGCAUCACAGACUAUGUGGUGUUUGACCAGUGCAGCUUGUUCCAGACAAUAAUCCACGCCACACACUCAGUGGCCACAGCAGCCCAUGCGCCUGUAGAAAAAGUAGCAGAUAAACUACGCAUGGCAUUUUGGUCUCAGCAGCUUCAGUGCCAGCCGAGCCUUCUAGGAGUCAAUAACAGCGGUGUCUGGAUCUCCUCAGGCAAGAAUGAAUUCCAUGUUGCUAAAGGAAGUCUCAUAGGCACCUACUGGAAUAAUGUUGUUCCCCGUGGGACAGCUUCUGCUACAAAAUGGGCCUUUGUCUUGGCUUCUGCUGCUCCCACAAAGGAAGGAAGCUCCUUGUGGCUGGGUCAGAGCAGCAAGGACCUGUGCAGCAUCAGUGCCCAGAGUGCACAGUCCCGCCCCUCCACAGUGCAGCUGCCUCCUGACACUGAGAUGAGGGCCUAUGCUGCCUGCCAGGAUGCGCUAUGGGCUCUGGAUAACUUCGGCCAGGUGUUUAUCAGGACACUCUCCAAGAGCUGCCCCACAGGCAUGCACUGGACCAGGCUGGACCUUUCCCAACUAGGAGCUAUAAAACUGACAAGCUUGGCAUGUGGAAAUCAGCACAUCUGGGCCUGUGAUUCCAAGGGUGGAGUUUAUUUCCGGGUAGGAACCCAGCCUUUAAAUCCCAGUCUGAUGCUUCCUGCCUGGAUAAUGAUUGAGCCACCUGUGCAGCCUGCCGGGGUCACAUUGGUCAGUGUCCAUUCCAGCCCCAAUGACCAGAUGCUGUGGGCACUUGACAGCCGGUGGAACGUGCACGUUCGAGUAGGGAUCACUGAGGAAAUGCCUGUGGGGACCGACUGGGAGCACGUGCCAGGGCUGCAGGCCUGCCAGCUGGCACUGAGCACCAGGACUGUGUGGGCCCGCUGUCCAAAUGGUGAUCUUGCCCGACGGUAUGGAAUCACAGACAAAAACCCUGCUGGAGACUACUGGAAGAAAAUUCCGGGAAACGUAUCAUGUUUCACAGUGACCACAUCCGAUGAGCUGUGGGCAGUGGGCCCUCCUGGCUACCUGCUCCAGCGGCUGACAAAGACGUUUAGCCACUCACAUGUCACUCAGAAAAACAGCCAGGCCGCCAGCCCCCACCCCGAGGACCUGGAGGACGAAUGGGAGGUCAUCUGAAGGAGCCCUGGGAGCAGGAGGGAGCCAGACUCCAGUAGUGGACCCUGUGGGUUUCUGAAUCACCUCAGCCCUUGUCCAGAUACGUCUGGCCAUGUUGGACACUGAGUACUUGCUUUCAUCCAUGUUUGUUUCUGUCUCCUUCCAAAGCCACAGCCUCUGCCAACAAUUGGAGUGGUUGCUGUGGCAGCAGCACCUUUGAACUC
Otolemur garnettii (small-eared galago) is the source of this 4516-nucleotide messenger RNA. It is a transcript of the gene TECPR2, whose product is annotated as tectonin beta-propeller repeat containing 2. NCBI's taxonomy places the organism in Eukaryota, Metazoa, Chordata, Mammalia, Primates, Galagidae. The transcript has 19 exons. Gene Ontology annotation, molecular function: protein binding. The record is from RefSeq and is a predicted model, not a curated record. The coding region runs from base 72 to 4313 and encodes 1413 amino acids.